This is a messenger RNA of Camelina sativa (false flax), 892 nucleotides long. The record is from RefSeq and is a predicted model, not a curated record. NCBI's taxonomy places the organism in Eukaryota, Viridiplantae, Streptophyta, Magnoliopsida, Brassicales, Brassicaceae.
AUGGCGAAUAAGGAAAAGCUUCCAUGCGAUUUGGUGGAAGAGAUUCUAUCUCGUGUCCCUCCUACUUCUCUUGUCCGAUUCAGAACAAUUUGCAAACGAUGGAACACUCUCUCCGACGAUAAGGCAUUCAUUAACAACCACAAGAUGACUUUUCGUUUCAUUUUAACAUCUAGAUCCAAGUGUUAUUCGGUAAGCGUCAAUCCUAAGGUAGAGGUGUGUGAGUUAACCUUAAAUACUCCCGGUUUGAUAACUCAGAUACCUUAUAGCUUGGUUGAUUCCAGUGGGUUCUUACUUUGUGGCAUGGGCAAAGGAGCCGUGGUUUGGAACCCCUGGUUAAGACAGACUAGAUGCAUCGAGCCCGAUAUUAACCAACCUAGUUUGAGUUUUCUUGGCAUAGGUUAUGAUAAUAAAAAGAGAGUCCAUAAGGAAAUUGUUUACAAGACCCUUUCGACUAUGAAGGACGUAGGCUCUAGCCAUACGUGGAAAAUCCAUGACUUUGCCUCUGAUGCGUGGAAAGAAGAAGAUGUAGAAGAAGCAAAAUAUCGAACACUGUCUAGUAAACAUUUUACCGUUCACUAUCACUUUACAAGUGUUGUAUCGCUGAAUGGAACUUUGUAUUGGAUUGCUUAUUAUGAAAAGACUCAUGUCACUCAUCCCUUGUUGUUCAUCUUAGUUAACUUCAGUUUUUCGACCGAAGAAUUCUUGGAGUUUUGUGAUCUACCAAGUGGGAAGAACCAUCCCCGCGAUACUCUUGUCCUUAGAGUUUUUAGGGAAGAUCGGUUUUCGUUGUUGAAGCAAUGCCAUGUAACAAAGAAGAUUAAGAUUUGGGUGACCAAGAACAAGAUUGAUGAUCGGUCUGGUUAAAAUGUGAAAUGGAUGAGUUACAUGGAGG